AUGGGCACAAACGGGUGUACAGAAAUAUGUAUUACAACCAGUACAGAGCAUUGCUUCUACGUCCGAAAUGAUUGGACAGGAGGAGCCGUUCCAUCACAACUGGUAGCUUUACAGUUAUGGGCUCGUCGUCUAGAACUGCGCAACCCUAAACUCCAACGGGAUGAGGUGUUAUCGUCAAAGGUGUAUUAUGCUCCUGAAUGGGAGUUGGAUAAAAAGCCUAACAAAGAUGUUGGUUUCCCUGAUCCGCUAAAGAAUUAUGGCAUAACACCGGAGAAAUGGGAAUACUAUAACAAGGUGGUAUGGCCUCCCAACUAUGUGGUUCCAGAAACAGGAUUACCGAAAGCCAGGGAAGUAUUCCAUUGUAGAGAAUCGGUGCAUUUCUCACCGAAACGCAUGUGGCAAGCCUGUGAACUCGUGUGGAGAACGAAUGUUGAUGAGGCGAUCACUCAGCUGCAGUUCCAGCAGUUGAAGAGUUGCAAGAUUCUUGGUGAAGUCUUAAGCGAGGCGAAAGAACGAGCAAUGAAUGAGUUUCACGUCGAAUUUCCAUCUGACAUGUAUGUAGCGGACGCGUUUCCCAUCCAGUGCAAUAUUAUUAAAGGAGCGCGCCGUCAUGCUCAUGAAAACUGGUGCACCAUUCGCUAUCGUUAUAUUAACAUCUUUGUCCGGUUGGAAGAGGGAAGUCCUCCACCGUUCCGAAGACGAGAGAAAUUGAAAAACGGCUGGGAACAUAUGGAAGCGUAUUACAAAUAUCUUAGAUCGCGUAGUAAGAAAUAUAGUAUAUAA
This is a messenger RNA of Angiostrongylus costaricensis, 783 nucleotides long. Lineage: Eukaryota; Metazoa; Nematoda; Chromadorea; Rhabditida; Metastrongylidae. The record is from the annotation of a GenBank genome assembly.